Molecule: messenger RNA, 765 nt
Organism: Zygotorulaspora mrakii
Lineage: Eukaryota; Fungi; Ascomycota; Saccharomycetes; Saccharomycetales; Saccharomycetaceae
Gene: HMRA1
Product: Hmra1p
Exons: 3
Coding region: 1-765 (254 amino acids)
Biological process (GO): regulation of DNA-templated transcription
Molecular function (GO): DNA binding; DNA-binding transcription factor activity, RNA polymerase II-specific
Source: RefSeq, a predicted model, not a curated record
AUGAUACAGUGCUCAUUGGUACGCUACAUUAUAUAUAUCUCGAUUUUUAAGUACCUUUAUUUCCUAAGUUCAGUUGCCUCAAGAUGUGACGCGUCGCAUUUCGUUUCAAUAGUAGAAAAAGGAUGUGUAUAUAGAGCCCCAAAAAACUGUCGACAUUUCAUUCCCCAAGUCCUAAAUAAUGAAAUCGGUAGCAAUAUGCAGAACUUAGGCAGUGUACUGUCAACAUUAAGCAUGAUCAUCCAGCUUUGUGAAUCUUCAACUAAGACAGAAAAUGGUUUCAACACUGAGGAAAAUGCACAACAAGAGGUAGCUGAUAAAAGUUUCCAAACUGGAAUUGAAGAAUUGGACCAAAGAAUUCAGGAAAGCUUCGAUGCUAUUCAACCUCUCCUUUUCGAACUCUGUAUUUCUGAAAGUGACAGAAAGUUACUUCAAAAAAAGAUACAUGAAAACUGCAGCAAGUUCAGUCAAAACUUCGUAGACAAAGAGGGAGAAACUAGCAAAUCAAGUACGAAAUAUCAAGCGGUGUACAGCAUAUGUAACACGGACAGAAAUGCAGAAGCACGUACUAUUUUGCCUGUCAAAAGCAACAUCAAGCGAGUACAGCGACUUCCUAAAAGUACAACAUAUUUCUUGGAACAAGUAUAUUCUAAAAAACAAAUUUUAAACUCCAGAGAGCGUAUGGCAAUAGCCAAGAAAUGUAAGAUAAGCUGCAGUCAAGUAAGGAUAUGGUUCUCUAAUAAAAGGAUGAGGACCAAGUCAACUUAA